Messenger RNA from Eruca vesicaria subsp. sativa (arugula), 2169 nucleotides. Lineage: Eukaryota; Viridiplantae; Streptophyta; Magnoliopsida; Brassicales; Brassicaceae. The record is from the annotation of a GenBank genome assembly.
AUGCAGAGACGGAGUCCUCCGAAACAUAGGCAUGACGGAACGUCGCCUCUUCCGUUGGGGAUGGAUUGGAGUCCUCCCCCUCGCAAAUGGAAUGGUAGAGAUACUGUUUGGCCUCAUGACCCUCGAACUGGAUGGAGUUAUUGUGUUACUAUACCCUCGUGGGUUGUCCUUCCUAAAUCAAGAAAUUCUGAUCCUGUUGUGUUUUACAGGGUUCAGAUAAGUGUGCAAUCCCCUGAAGGUGUGACUACAAUGCGGGGAGUGUUGAGAAGAUUUAAUGAUUUCCUAAAGCUAUUGACGGAUCUUAAAAGAGAAUUUCCCAGAAAGAGUUUUCCAUCAGCUCCACCCAAAGGGCUGUUACGUUUGAAAAGUAGAGCACUGUUAGAAGAGAGAAGGUGCUCUCUUGAGGAGUGGAUAACAAAGCUAUUAUCUGAUAUAGAAUUCGCAAGAAGUGUCGUAGUUGCAUCCUUUCUUGAACUGGAAUCUGCUGCUAGGUCUGCAUGCCAAGAUGUCGAUCAGAAUGCUUCUGAUGCCAGUAAUGAUAAAAAUAGCACAAGUUCGUCACCAAUGGUUCACCCAAGUUUGAGCUUGUUUCAGACUGGCGGCGGUUCUUCUCUCACAUCUGACUAUGGCAGUGAUACUGCUUAUGAAACGUCUGAGUUCGGAUCUCCAAGUUUAGGACAGGAUGAUGUUUCUGAAAUUGGUACCGAGGAUCUAACUCUGGAUGAAGAAGUAACAAAUCCAAUGGACAAGAUCCUUAACUUAAGCAUGUCCAACAUUGACGAGGGACUUUCAAUGAGCCAAACUAUUCUAGAUCAACUUGAAGACUUUCCCAAACAUAAAGUCCGAUCAAGAUAUGUCAAUAAUAUCCCAGGGAAAGAUGUGUAUAAUGGAAAUACUGCUGAAGGUGUACUUCUUGCUAAUAAUGGCUCACGACUUCUCUCUGAACCAGAAUCAUUAGCUCAGUCAGUUCUGCAUGAUAGAAAUCUUUCUUUUGGGAGUGCUGACGGGUUUUCUCUACACACCGGUGAGACAUCAACAUCUGGGCUCCUAAGUUCAAGCAGUGAUAGCCACCUGGAUCUGCACCGAGGUACUGGUGCAUCGGUUGGAACUGGUCUUGUUUGUAACCCGGAAAGGCAGGGUAAUGCACAGAUAGUUCUUCCACUGGACCUGCGUAAGAAACUGAACAAGAUUCUGUUAGCCACGAAUGAAAGACUUGUCAAUGCAAAAACAGAUAUGGAGGAUCUUAUAGCAAGACUAAAUCAAGAGAUAGCGGUCAAAGAUUACCUGAACAAAAAGGUUAAUGAUCUGGAAGGGGAGCUUGAAACUACUAAGCAGAGAAGCAAAGAGAAUUUGGAGCAAGCUAUUAUGACCGAGAGGGAAAGAUUUACUCAGAUGCAGUGGGAUAUGCAAGAACUUAAACAAAAAUCUUACGAGAUGGAAAUGAAGUUAAAAUCGAGAGAGGAUCGCAGCUCACAUGCAGAACCAACUGAACAGUCAACUAUUUCUGAGAGAAAUGUUUUGUCAAAAGAAUUGGACGCCAGAAACCAACAACUGGAGGAUCUCUCCAGGCGAUAUGAUGAGUUAGAGGCAAAAUCAAAAGCAGAUAUUAAAGUUCUUGUCAAAGAGGUCAAAUCUCUGAGGCGUUCUCAUGUGGAACUAGAAAAGGAGCUGACUCAAUCUUUGACAGAUAAAACUGAAGCCGAGAAACUACUUGAACAUGAGAGAAAACUACUUGAGAACACGGUAUCGGCUAGAAAAAAGUUGCUUAGUGACUGCAGAAUUCUCCACGACCGGCUUAAAGAGUAUAACUUGAAUUUGUCAACGGACGGUAAUGGUAACUUCGUAGAGGACUCAACUACAGUAUCAGAUGCUUUGCGUUUGCUUUCAAUAUCUGAUGAUCAAAUUGAGGAGGCUCAGCUGCUUGCGGGGUUUGAUGAAGCUGCGCAAGACAUUGAUAAGUCUCUCAGCAUCGAUACUGAAACAAGAAUCAUGGAGGACGAGCUGAGAAAGAUAUUAGCAGAUAUCUUUGUCGAGAAUGCCAAAUUGAGAAAACAGGUGAACUCUACAAUGCUUCGUGCUCUCCAGAAAGACGUAAAGACAACCGAAGAUGUGAACGAGGAAAAUGGUGACGAGAAAGAGGAGGCAUCAACGGAAACACUGAACAUAUAG